GCGAGCCAAGCGAGGGGUGCUUCAUUGCACAAGGCGCUGUCGCAGCAGCGCAGAUAGCGCGCCGGUAAUCGUGCGGUGACGAACGAGGAGCCGGUAUGCGCCGAUUCGUGGUGGUGGAGGCAACCGUGUUUUGCGGGUUGUUAUGCCCAUCGAACGCGCACACGCGAUGUUGGCUAUGGUAGCAGGUGCGAGUGAGAAGGCCAAUCGUCUCGUGUACGAACGGAGGUGAGGUCUUCCCUUUGCGCGUGCCCUCCUCUACUGCCACCCUUUCCCGACGCCAGCGCACCUCACUACUCUGCCGUCCACAAGAUAGGCGCCGCCGCAUUCAAAGGGCGGGCCGCGCUACCGGUGAAAGCAUUUACCUCCCCUGGCGCUUUCGUCAAACUUAACCUUUACUGCACGCUCAGUCGCUAGUCUUGAGUCUGGACUGCUCUUUUGGGGUCGUGCUAUCCUAGCUUCAUUGCCAGUAACCCCCAAGAGCAGCCGCAGAUCUGCACCUUGUAAUCACCUACAUCUGCAAUCUUUGUGCAGUGACGCUAAAGAAAUGAGUCCACCGUGGCUAAAGGCAUUGCCUGAAGUCGCGUCCUCUCGUCUCGCUGACCGUGUGCUCGGCUUUCUACUGCUCUCCGCGCUCAUCGUCUGCGAAUCCAACGCGGCGUCCGUAACCGGUGUUGGUCGCCCGCGCGUGGUCCUCAUCCUGGUGGAUGGCGUGCGUUGGGACUACCUGUCCGAAGCGGACCUGCCAGGCUUCGGCGAAUUGGCCCAGACGGGAGUGAAGGCCGAGUACGUGGUGCCCAUCAUGCCGGCCAACUCUUACCCCAAUUGGUACAGCAUCGUCACCGGUCUGUACGGAGAACGGCACGGCUUCGUGCAGAAUUACAUGUACGAUGAAAAGAACGAUGACUUCUUUACGAUGGCACCCAACCCGAAUGCAUCGCUCCCGCAUUGGUGGAAUCAUGCGGAGCCAGUCUGGGUCACGGCCGAGAAAAACGGUCUGCGCACUGGAAUGUACUGGUGGGAUGGCUGCCAGGUGGAAAUACGAGGCGUCAAGCCCACGAAAUGCAUUCCAUACAGGGAUUACUGGAAGUGGCCUACGGUUGAAAAUGACACUAAAGCCGCGCUGUCUGAAAUAGUGGACAAUUUUAAACAAAACAAAUUCGAUUUUGCACUUGUUUAUUACGAAGCCGUCGAUGCGGAAGGACAUGGCAGUGGUCCUGACUCCAUGGAGCGACGACGAGCGCUCAAAAGCGCCGACAAUGUCAUCAAACAUCUGCUUGACGAAGCCAAGAGGCAGAACAUUCGCGAUCAGCUCAGCCUCAUCGUGGUGUCUGACCAUGGCAUGACCGACACCACCGAAGGAAAGUUCGAGCUGAUCGACAUCCAGCCUCAUAUUGACGCCAACGACAUUCAUUCCAUGCUUGACGGCGGGUCGUUCGCCAUGCUUCGGCCCCACCCGGACAAGAUUGAAAAGGUAUACACCAAGCUCAAAAGCUUGAACAUCAAGGGCCUCAACGUUUUCAAGAGAGAGGAGCUGCCUGAGUUGUACCAUCUCAAGGAGACUUACUUGACGCAACCCAUUGUGCUCACAGCAGAUCCGGGAUACCAGAUCAAGAAGCUUCAAGGAACUGAUAAGCAGGUGCCCAAGUCAAAUAGGAUAUACAAGGGAAAUCACGGAUACGACCCCAUGAAGCUCGAAGACAUGCGUGCCAUCUUUCUGGCCACUGGUCCAGGACUGAAACAGGGUUUCCAGAACGGGCCUGUGCGUAUGGUGGACCACUACAACGUCAUCUGCCGGCAGCUGGGCAUCCAGCCGCUCGAGAACAGUGGCAGUCAGGACAAUGUGCGGGACAUGUUUGCGGGUGGAGCCAGUGGAAGCGCUGCUGCUUCACUCUCUAUACUCCUAGUCCCCAACAUACUGCUUGCGGCACGCGGUUACUUAUAUCACUGAUGGCACACUGACCCACUGGUAGAAGAAAAAAAGUAAUUGUUGACCGCGGGUACGGUCAUUCGCCGUGUCGUUUUAAUUGCUUUUACAAGCCCCUCAUGCUCUUCUUUUUAAAUUUAGUAGUACUAUGCACCCAGCGCACAACGCGUUUUAUUUGAGGUUCUCAUCGUGAUCGAUAUUUUUUUAACCCUACGUCUCUCUGUGCCGUAGACGUUUCCAACCUGGCCUAAACAGGCCCCGAACAAAACGCCGCAGCUGCUAAAGCUGAUCGAACAGGCACUGUUCUGAGGUAUGCCACCUUUCUCUUGAUGUACAAAUCUUAUUGUCAGAGAACUCUUUCCAUGUUAACGAAGCCUCAGAAUAUUGAUGUGAGAUAAACACUUCAUCAUUACGCGAAUUUUCACACCGAGAAACUCGUAUUACUGGUGCCAAAUCUUGAAACGUCAAGAAACUGUUCCGUCUUAAGACGUAUCAUGAAGUGGAGAAUGCAAUAAACUUUUCAAAUUAAGGAAACCUAUAGUUUGUAUUUGUAAACAAAUACAAAAAGGACAAAUAUGCAAAAGGAGUGAUGUUCUCAAUGUGCUGUCCAGAAUAUUUUCACUGGUGACACGUUUGCUCACGAUGUCACUCAUCGCAGCUCUCUCUAGGUUUAUAGGGUUCCCAUGCAUUGACUCUAACCGGUGUGACAGAUAUUACGCCCGUUGGUUUUGAGAAAUGGAAAGCUCCCCCUUCACCGGUGCAUCCAAUUUCACUCCGUGCUCAUCGUACCAAAUUUAGACCCAAUGUGCAUGAAUGGCAUUUGUAACCCAUUUCACCUCUUUACAGUUUGUCGAUCCAAUCUUCAAAACUAUUGCACAUGUGAUUGAGAUCUCUAUCCUGCUUCAGUGAUCACUGGUUAUAUAAGAGUUGCUUUCGUUGGCUGGGAGUGUUUGUAUGUCUGCUAUCUAGUCUACCUCCAUGAUGAACUUUUUAAAAAGUAUAAGCAAUCAGGUCCUUGACGAAAUUAAACCAGUCUACACCACUUUUUUUUUUCCGUGCAGCAGCCCAAAAUGAAGCUCAGGACUAGUUUCAGUGAUUCGAUGUCAAUUUGUUUUAUGAAAUUGAUGAAGAUGUUGACGUGGCUCUUGAAGCAGGCUUUGUAUAGCUCCAGAUAUCAAUUUACUCGACCGUGAUAUACCUGAAAGGGUAACAUAUUGACCGCCAAUUUGCUAGAGAGUUUCUGUUUAUGUCAAAUAAAACGUGUUUUGUGUUGUUAGACAA
Dermacentor andersoni is the source of this 3205-nucleotide messenger RNA. RefSeq names its product glycerophosphocholine cholinephosphodiesterase ENPP6-like. The record is from RefSeq and is a predicted model, not a curated record. Lineage: Eukaryota; Metazoa; Arthropoda; Arachnida; Ixodida; Ixodidae.